This is a messenger RNA of Exophiala spinifera, 1422 nucleotides long. RefSeq lists its product as uncharacterized. The transcript has a single exon. NCBI's taxonomy places the organism in Eukaryota, Fungi, Ascomycota, Eurotiomycetes, Chaetothyriales, Herpotrichiellaceae. The record is from RefSeq and is a predicted model, not a curated record. Bases 1 to 1422 code for a protein of 473 amino acids.
AUGUCAGGUGCUGAAAGUCAAAGGGAGAACCAGUUCAGUUACAGAUUACAACUGUGGAAUUUGAGGAAGAAUUGGACAGUUCCAUCCAGGGCGCCGAGGCGGAAAGAGCCACAAGGCGAAGCUACUGACUUCUCUGUAGCUGUCAGAGAACUCCAGUCAGGUGCGAUCGAUCGGGAUACCAGACGUUGUGAGGCUACUGCGCAGGCAGUCAACGCCAAUGUCUCACCUCCGCUACCAGGAGAUACCUUGAUACGAACGCCAUCGCCCCGGUCAAGGCAGAGAGUUCCCCAGGCAGCGAAUCCUCAUGGUGGAAAUUGCUCGAUUGAAACCUCGGCACGUAUCAUACCAGCUCUCACUUACGACCUUCCCACCACUCCCUUCGAGCCAACUUAUCGAGCGGAAACCCCUUCUUUGCCUGAGCAUCCGCCGCCCGGGGCUGUGAGGACGUGGCUCUUUGAUGAUGAUGACAGAGUACAGACCUGUCAAGCUCGCCAUACACCACGAGCAAGCAAUGCACCGCCUGUUCCAAAGGCUACGGCGGACGCGGCCCGUCAUUCUCAUCCAUCUCUACAGCGACCUAGGAUGACCAGCUUGCUACAGUGUUCCUAUCCUCUUGCAGUAUUGAUGUCACAGCGUCAUCUGAGACGCCACUCGCCUCCAGGGGGGCGGCUUGAGCUUACAGGCACCCCGGACCCCGACGUGCUCUCGAAAGUGGUAGAUCUCCUCGGCUGGCUACAAUUGUCGCCGGAAGUCGUUGAAAUGGGGACUUCACAUUUUUCUUACCUCCCAGUGCGAUUUACAUUUGCAUAUGGAUCAAGAGGCUGGACCGAACUCUUGGUUUGCCUCAAGUUUGCCCAUAUCGCCCUUUCUGACGAGGACUUAAUGGACUAUCGCUGGAAGGAUGUGUUCAGUUGGUGCGUUCCCAAUGACUCAUUCAGUGAUUUCUGCUUCCUAGAAUGUUCACUCCUUGUUGAAAGAUCUUUCUGCCUGUGGAAAUUUGAAGACCAAGCUAGAGCGUAUCGCGACCCCAGUCACGCAUCUGGAGACUCUAUCCUCGAUUCGAUGACCCCCACUUUUUCAGCAAUUACAGAGCUUCCGAACACGUUGCCAACGACUGAGACCUUACCACUGCCUGAGAACCUACCAACGGCCGCAACAAUGCCAAUGAUCGUGACCUUACCAACUAGUGAACAUAGAAUGUUGCCAGAGAAGUCGUGGGAAUUGCACAAACACGAGAUCUGCCAGUUAUACCUCACUCACACUCUCGACAAAGUAGCCCAGAUCAUGGAGGAGAGACAUGGAUUUCGAGCCAGCAUUCGAGGAUAUAGACGGAGGUUGGCUGCAUGGGGUUCAAAGCAAAGCGACGUGGAGGACUUUGCCGGAUCAAUUAGACUCUGGAAAAGGCCCCGGAGAGAUCGUUGA